This is a messenger RNA of Actinia tenebrosa (Australian red waratah sea anemone), 1578 nucleotides long. Its product is annotated as melanopsin. The record is from RefSeq and is a predicted model, not a curated record. Lineage: Eukaryota; Metazoa; Cnidaria; Anthozoa; Actiniaria; Actiniidae. Gene Ontology annotation, cellular component: membrane. Gene Ontology annotation, molecular function: G protein-coupled receptor activity. Gene Ontology annotation, biological process: G protein-coupled receptor signaling pathway.
UGCAUCUCACUCGGAAUGCCGUAUGGUGAGAUAGCCCUGGAAGUGUGAUUUGUUUCUAAGCGGUAAAUGGCACAUACAUGGUGCGAAUGUAUUGUACGUGUGCCUGACUGGGAUGUCUAAUUUGUGUCCUCAUUUUGGUAGUUGUCCCCUGCCGGGCUGUCUAGUUUUCAGACAGAUGAUGAUAUGGCUGGUAAGUCCUUUGAAAACAAAACCAAUGCUUCCUUCUCUACAAACGGUAGAUCCGAUCUACAUGGUUUAUCUAUCUUUGACAUCACCACAAAUGCGUCAAGCACCGGAUCUCUUGCAUGGUACGACCGGAAUUAUUACAGCUACGGCACCGUCAUGUUUUUUAUUCUGACACUCGGCUUUCUUGGAAACGUACUGACGAUUAUUGUAUUUCUACAAAGAGAGCAGCGAACUAAAGUGAUCGCACCGUUUGUCAUCAACCUGGCUGUCGCAGAUCUUUUUAUUGUGCUGUUUGGGUACCCCGUCGCCAUUACCGCUAAUUUGUCAGGCAUGAAACUUGUCUCUGGCGAAUCCCGUUGUACGUGGUCAGCAUUCGUAAACGGUGCAACAGGCAUUGCAUCUAUUGCAAUGUUAACUGAAAUAAGCGUUUUAAUGUGUUACACCAUCACUUCUGUAAAACCAGUGGUCACUAGAAAAGACAAAUUCCUUUCAAGAAAGUUUACAGUGUCUGUCCUAGUUGGCGCGUGGAUCUACGGGAUUUUGUCCAUGAGUCCUCCAUUGCUUGGCUGGAGUCGAUUUGUUCCAGGUUCAGCGGGAAUCAGCUGUGGUCCUGAGUGGGGAUCCAGUACUAUCGAGGCAUUGACAUACAGCAUUGGACUGAUGUUUAUAGGCUUCUUUCUGCCCAUGACAAUAAUUCUGGUGAGCUUCUACAGGAUUUACAGAUUUCUAUCUCAGAGUAACGUGCCUACCAAUCUUGGAAUCUUACAGAGCAGACAUCACCAAUCCCAGAUGAAGAUAGUGCACAUGAUUAUUAUGACUAUUGUGGCAUUUGUCAUCAGUUGGUCUCCGUAUUGCGCUGUUAGCCUGGGAGCCAUGUUCCGUAGAGGUCACGUUUUGGCGCACGGUGAGGCGGAAAUCCCUGAACUUUUAGCCAAAUCUUCAGUGAUCUAUAACCCAAUAAUAUACAUGACUAUGAGUAAGAAUUUUAGAAAAACUGUGAAGAGGACGAUAUUUCAGUCCUUAUCUGGGUGCAGUAGAAGUUUGGUGCGGCCGUCAGUUUGCAGCCUGCAGCCACGUGCUCAUAGAGAUCGAAAAGAAUUCGUGUGACUGUGAAAACAUUCCUCCGUAACCGCGCGUGACCGUGACGGUGUCGCUCACGAGCAUUUUCAUUGGAUAAGCAAUGAUGUGAACAGUUCUCCAUAUUCAUGUGUUUUAGUGAAAGUCCUUGGAAUUUUAAACUGUUUGUAAUUGUUGAAGUCGUAAAUAGCCGUUAGUAGUUUUGAAUAUUUUGAAGCUAACAUAAGGCUAGCCCUGAGUAUAAACAAGGUACACAGUAAUAUUGUAAGAAUACGAAAAUAGUAUCAUUGGAAAAAAUUGCCCAUACAUUUGGAA